AUGUAUACUUUACAUUCAGAAUUAGAUAGUAGUGGAGGAGGUGGAUCCUCCGAGAAAUUUAAACAUGGUGCAAUAAUAAGGGAAAUUGCUGCAUUCUUUGCAAUCACCGCUAGCAUUUUAUCUGUUAUAUCCAUUUGGUCUCAUCUUAAAAAUUACAGAAAGCCGUCCUUGCAGCGUUAUGUGGUCCGAAUCAUAAUAAUGGUUCCUAUUUACGCUGUUUCAUCAUGGAUCAGUUUGGCUUCAACAACUGCUUCAUUUUAUGUAGAUGGUAUAAGAGAUAUUUAUGAGGCAUUCGUUAUAUAUUGUUUCUUUAAUCUUCUUAUAAAUUAUCUUGGGGGAGAAAGAGCACUUUUGAUUUUAUUACAUGGUCGAUCACCAACUCCUCAUCUAUUUCCUGUUAAUAUCUUUGUUAAAGAUAUGGACAUCGGAGAUCCUUACAUGUUUCUUUUUUUAAAACGAGGGAUCCUUCAAUAUAUCUACAUUAAACCUAUAUUGGCAAUUUUAACCAUGAUACUGAAAUAUGCAGAGACUUAUGGAGAAGGUCAUAUUGAAAUAAAAAAUGGAUAUAUAUGGGUUUCUUUGAUUUAUAAUGGUUUACAUUAUCCAUUCUUGUGUAUUUUGGAGUUAUUCAUGAUUGUAUCCGAAAAUGACUCAGCCGAGAGCAUUUCAGUAUCAAUUCAAGAUUUUCUUAUAACAAUUGAAAUGUUUUUUGCAUCGAUGGCACAUUGGUAUGCAUUUUCAUACGAAGAUUAUUACGAUAUUUAUGGACGAUCAGGUCGAAUGCCAAUGAAAUAUGCAUUUAAAGAUUGUAUAGGAUAUCGUGAUGUGAUUGAAGAUACAUUACAAACUAUUAGAGGUUCACGUUUCAAUUAUAGAACUUUUGAACCUGCUGAAGGAAUGGCACAUAUUGGACCUAGUAGAACUGCACGAAUAAUGGCAGGAUUACGAUUUACUGAUGGUGGAGCUAAUAAAUAUUGGCUCCCACCAAAUUCUCGGACUGCCUUACUUUCAGAACAAUAUCGAAUUGUUGAUGAUGAUGAUAUUGAUAAUAGUUUAAAUUUUGAAGAUCCAAAUCCAAAUGAUGAUAUUGAACAUUUAUAUGAUCAUAGUAGAAAAUUAGGUAGACACGGAGAUUAUAAUUUUCCCGUAAUAUAUCAAAUUGAUUACUCUGAAAAUAAUAAGAAAUCAACCAAAAAUAAAAUAAAAAAAUUAACAAUGUCAAAAAGAAAACAUAAAGGAAAAAAUAAAGUUCAGGAAAUUUUUUUUGGAGAUGAAGAAGGAGGAGGUCAAAUUAAAGAACAAGUUAGUAAUAUUUUACCACCUGGAUGUAUCGAUCUUGUAAAAGAGGUGUCAGAUGGAAAUGGAAUACGAUUUGAGAGAUAUAUAAAUGAAAAUGAAACCAUCUCUAAUAUUAAUUCAUACCAAAGCCAACCGUCAAUAAUGCAAUCCUAUUCAUCGAUUACAUCAAGAGAUCCCUUUAUUCAAGUUCCAACAAAAGAUCCUCUUGGAGCAACAAGUUAUUUGGGCACUUUAGAGCAGAAUAUUUGGAACGAUAAAGAUAUCUGGAAUUAA
Molecule: messenger RNA, 1572 nt
Organism: Diversispora eburnea
Lineage: Eukaryota; Fungi; Glomeromycota; Glomeromycetes; Diversisporales; Diversisporaceae
Source: the annotation of a GenBank genome assembly